CGCAACCAUCCCGCAAACUCAAUUGAACCUGCAACAUGGCCUCCCGCGUGCUUAGAAUUGGCCUCAUCCCCGGUGACGGUAUCGGUCGCGAAGUCAUCCCCGCCGGCCGCCGAAUCCUCGAAGCCCUACCGUCGUCGCUCGGGCUCAAGUUCGAGUUCUGCGACCUGCACGCGGGCUUCGGGACCUUCGAGAAGACCGGCGUCGCCCUGCCCGACCGCACCGUCGAUGUCCUGCGCAACGAGUGCGACGGCGCCCUCUUCGGCGCCGUGUCCUCGCCCUCGAAAGCCGUCAAGGGCUACUCCUCUCCCAUCGUCGCCCUGCGCAAGAAGCUCGACCUCUACGCCAACGUGCGCCCCGUCAAGACCGUCCGCACCGCCGCCAAGCCCAUCGAUAUGGUCAUCGUCCGCGAGAACACCGAGGACUUGUACGUGAAGGAGGAGCGCACGAUCGAACGCCCCGAUAGCGAGGGCGGCAAGUACGCAGAGGCUAUCAAGCGCAUCUCCGAGCGCGCGUCUAGCCGUAUCGCUACCAUAGCGGGUGAGAUUGCUCUUCGCCGACAGAAGAUCCGCGACUCAUCCCCUUCCUUGUCUAUCCACUCUCGCCCUCUCGUCACCAUAACCCACAAAUCCAACGUCCUAUCUCAGACCGACGGCCUCUUCCGCACCGCGUCCCGCGCCGCUCUUUCCGUGCCUCGCUUCGCCUCCGCCGUCACGAUCGAAGAGCAGAUCGUUGACAGCAUGGUGUACAAGCUCUUCCGGCAGCCCGAAGCCUACGACGUCAUCGUCGCCCCGAACCUGUACGGCGACAUCCUGUCCGACGGCGCCGCGGCGCUCGUCGGUUCCCUGGGCCUGGUCCCCUCGGCCAACGUCGGAGAGGGCUUCGCGAUCGGCGAGCCGUGCCACGGCAGCGCGCCCGACAUCGAGGGCAAGGGCAUCGCCAACCCGAUCGCCACGCUACGCAGCACCGCGCUCAUGCUCGAGUUCCUGGACGAGCAGGACGCCGCGGCCAUGAUCUACGCCGCCGUCGACGCCAACCUCGAGGAAGGAAAGCUGCUGACGCCCGACCUGGGCGGCAAGGCCACGACCGAGGAGGUCGUGCAGGAUAUCCUUAACAGACUGUAGGUAUAUCCUGUACGCCAAGUCGUGUCUCCUAACAGGUCCUCGUUAUCUGUAGGGACCCACCUACCUACCUGCCUAACCUAAGGUAUAUAUACGGUUAGCAAGCGUGAGCGUUGGUCAUGUUAAAUACCUAUGAAAUGAAGAAUAUGAAAAGGAGAAGAGAAAAAAAAGGGGGGGUUAUAGAAAAGUAGGAAUCAAAGAGCAGACCAAAAAAGUUAUGACCUAGACUCAAAUGAUACUAAUCAAAAGAUUUCCAAUUGCAGUACAUACAUACCUACCUAGGUACCUCUAUAUCAUAAAAAGAAUUAAGUCGACCC
Messenger RNA from Daldinia caldariorum, 1435 nucleotides. Its product is annotated as Isocitrate/isopropylmalate dehydrogenase. The record is from RefSeq and is a predicted model, not a curated record. NCBI's taxonomy places the organism in Eukaryota, Fungi, Ascomycota, Sordariomycetes, Xylariales, Hypoxylaceae. Bases 36 to 1121 code for a protein of 361 amino acids. Gene Ontology annotation, cellular component: mitochondrion. The transcript is spliced from 2 exons. Gene Ontology annotation, molecular function: NAD binding; magnesium ion binding; isocitrate dehydrogenase (NAD+) activity. Gene Ontology annotation, biological process: isocitrate metabolic process; tricarboxylic acid cycle.